Molecule: messenger RNA, 516 nt
Organism: Tilletiaria anomala UBC 951
Lineage: Eukaryota; Fungi; Basidiomycota; Exobasidiomycetes; Georgefischeriales; Tilletiariaceae
Product: Thioesterase/thiol ester dehydrase-isomerase
Exons: 3
Coding region: 1-516 (171 amino acids)
Molecular function (GO): fatty acyl-CoA hydrolase activity
Source: RefSeq, a predicted model, not a curated record
AUGGCAGCGAGCACAAAAUUCGUGCGCCGCGUGACGCAGGCGUUCAUGCGCAACCAGGGCCAUGACUCGGUAACUAUGCAGAACCUGGUUAUCAAGCAUGCCACACCAGGCAAAGUGAAAGCAUCGCUCAAGGUGGAGCAGCACAAUGUAAAUCGUCUCGGCACCGUUCACGGCGGUCUGAUCUGCACUUUGACGGAUACGAUGGGAUCACUUGCCAUCGCCUCGCAUGGGUUCUACAGCACAGGCGUCAGCACAGAUAUACACACUACAUUUGUCAAGCCAUCAGGUAAGGUGGGAGACAGCUUCAACGUCAAUGCUGAAGUCAUCAGCCUUGGGAAGGUCAUGGCGACGACCAGGAUGGAGAUCAGGCAUCCAGUCACGGACGUUUUGCUUGCAUAUGGUUCGCAUACCAAGUUCGUGGGCAAGAUUCACGACCACGUCGAGAACGUUGUCUUUGAUGACAGCGGAGAUAAUGUGCUCAAAGGCAAGCCCAUGAAUGAAUGGCCUGAUGCAUAG